AAGAGAAAAAGAAAGGGGGUUUGUGUUAUGGCUCCCAUAACUUUUAGAAAAUCUUACACUAUAGUACCGGCCGAACCAACGUGGAGCGGUAGGUUUCCCUUAGCCGAGUGGGAUCAAGUUGGUACAAUUACUCACAUUCCCACCCUUUACUUUUACGACAAGCCAUCUGAAUCUUUCCAAGGCAAUGUAGUCGAAAUCCUAAAAACCUCGUUGAGCCGUGUGCUAGUCCAUUUUUACCCUAUGGCUGGCCGUCUCAGAUGGCUCCCUCGGGGACGGUUCGAGCUCAAUUGUAACGCCGAGGGAGUGGAAUUCAUUGAAGCGGAAUCUGAGGGGAAGCUUUCGGAUUUCAAAGACUUCUCUCCUACGCCGGAAUUCGAGAAUCUUAUGCCGCAAGUAAACUAUAAAAACCCUAUCGAAACGAUUCCUCUAUUUUUAGCUCAGGUAACCAAAUUCAAAUGCGGUGGAAUAAGCCUUAGCGUCAACGUUUCCCACGCGAUCGUAGAUGGCCAAAGCGCGCUUCACUUAAUAUCGGAAUGGGGAAGACUCGCGCGCGGUGAACCGUUAGAAACCGUUCCAUUUCUAGACCGGAAAAUCCUCUGGGCUGGUGAACCGCUCCCACCGUUUGUGUCGCCCCCAAAGUUCGACCACAAAGAGUUUGAUCAGCCACCGUUUUUGAUCGGAGAAACGGACAAUGUAGAAGAGAGAAAGAAGAAAACGAUUGUGGUGAUGCUACCACUGAGCACAUCUCAGCUGCAGAAGCUACGAAGUAAAGCCAACGGAAGCAAACACUCUGACCCGGCGAAAGGGUUUACAAGGUACGAGACCGUCACCGGACACGUGUGGAGGUGCGCGUGUAAAGCACGUGGCCACUCUCCGGAGCAACCAACGGCUCUAGGAAUCUGUAUAGAUACUCGUAGUCGGAUGGAGCCACCUCUGCCACGCGGCUACUUCGGCAAUGCUACUCUUGACGUGGUCGCAGCAAGCACCUCAGGUGAACUGAUAUCGAAUGAAUUGGGUUUCGCGGCGAGUUUAAUCAGUAAAGCCAUAAAGAAUGUAACAAACGAAUACGUGAUGAUUGGGAUAGAGUAUCUUAAGAACCAAAAAGAUCUGAAGAAGUUUCAAGAUCUACAUGCCUUGGGAAGCACGGAAGGUCCAUUCUACGGAAACCCAAAUCUUGGAGUGGUGAGCUGGUUAACUUUGCCAAUGUACGGCCUUGAUUUCGGAUGGGGCAAAGAGUUCUACACGGGACCAGGCACGCAUGACUUUGACGGCGACUCGCUGAUCUUGCCGGAUCAAAACGAAGAUGGCUCGGUGAUUCUCGCGACGUGUCUACAGGUGGCUCACAUGGAGGCCUUCAAGAAACACUUUUAUGAAGAUAUCUAGGCCUUAUAUGUUUUUUAUAUACAUGACGUAUACAAAUAUUUAUGCACUUUCAUUUGAAUUCUACUUAUAUUGUAGUGAUUAUUGAAUUGUAAUAACAGAUUCUAAACUAUAUAUUAUUGUUCUUACUACAAUGGAAUUAACAUUUAA
Molecule: messenger RNA, 1530 nt
Organism: Arabidopsis thaliana (thale cress)
Lineage: Eukaryota; Viridiplantae; Streptophyta; Magnoliopsida; Brassicales; Brassicaceae
Gene: SHT
Product: spermidine hydroxycinnamoyl transferase
Exons: 2
Coding region: 28-1383 (451 amino acids)
Molecular function (GO): acyltransferase activity, transferring groups other than amino-acyl groups
Source: RefSeq, marked reviewed